AUGCCGUCUAACAUUUUUCAAACAGUUGGUGCUGAUAGUGCUUGCAUGGACGGGUGGCUUCAUAACAAAGACUCGUGCUACCUUAAUGGGCAUACUGACCUGACUUUUAUUGAUGCUCAGAGAUAUUGCCAGAGUCUUGGGGCGAACCUGGUCAAUUUAGAGACACAAUCGGAGAAUACGUUUGUGAAGGGUUAUCUCUCCGAUCUGAAAGAUUCAAAGCACUGGAUCGGGUUAACUGACCAAAAUGUGGAGGGUCUGUGGAAGCACUACCCGUCAGAGACGAUUGUGACCUUCACUGAUUGGGGAACUCACCAGCCGAACAAUGGCAGAGCAUCAAACUGUGCAGCUUAUUGGGCGUCAUUUGGAUACCAUUGGGUUGACGAGCCGUGCUCAUCACACUUUAAGGCUCUUUGCGAAAUCGUAGCGAACGAGUCCGUCUUAAUCAUAUAG
Messenger RNA from Mya arenaria, 450 nucleotides. Its product is annotated as perlucin-like protein. Lineage: Eukaryota; Metazoa; Mollusca; Bivalvia; Myida; Myidae. The transcript has 4 exons. The record is from RefSeq and is a predicted model, not a curated record. Bases 1 to 450 code for a protein of 149 amino acids.